This is a messenger RNA of Amaranthus tricolor (Joseph's coat), 3653 nucleotides long. Its product is annotated as sucrose-phosphate synthase. The record is from RefSeq and is a predicted model, not a curated record. NCBI's taxonomy places the organism in Eukaryota, Viridiplantae, Streptophyta, Magnoliopsida, Caryophyllales, Amaranthaceae. Gene Ontology annotation, biological process: sucrose metabolic process. The transcript is spliced from 13 exons. The coding region runs from base 153 to 3329 and encodes 1058 amino acids. Gene Ontology annotation, molecular function: sucrose-phosphate synthase activity; sucrose synthase activity.
UCCUUUCUAACUGUCAUAUUAUAUUAUUUAUUUAUUUAUUCAUUUUUCCCUCAUCUCCAUUAAUAAUUCCUACGCCAUUCUUUCUUCUUCUCCUUCUAUCCACCCAAAACAAAAUCAAUCAAAAUUCUAGAUUUUGAUGUACAGAAUCAAUAAUGGCGGGAAAUGACUGGAUUAACAGUUACCUCGAAGCCAUUUUAGAUGUGGGUGGUCAAGGAAUUGAUCCUUCCAAUACCAAACCAUCUUCAACUUCACCGGCAUCGUUGCUUCUUAGGGAACGAGGACAUUUUAGUCCUUCUCGUUACUUUGUUGAAGAAGUUAUUACUGGUUUUGAUGAAACUGAUCUUCAUCGUUCUUGGGUUCGCGCUGCUUCAACUCGCAGCCCACAAGAGAGGAAUACAAGGUUGGAAAAUCUGUGCUGGAGAAUAUGGAAUUUGGCUCGAAAAAAGAAACAGAUCGAGGGAGAAGAAGCUCAGCGCCAAGCUAAACGUCAUAUGGAACGGGAAAGAGGUCGCAGAGAGGCUACUGCAGAUAUGUCAGAAGACUUGUCUGAAGGAGAGAAGGGAGACACUGUUGCUGAAAUGUCAUUUGGUAAUGAUAGCUUAAAAAAAGGGAUGCGUAGAAUAAGUUCAGUGGAUAUGAUGGAGAAUUGGGCUAAUACUUUUAAGGAAAAGAAACUCUACCUUGUCUUGAUAAGUCUUCAUGGCUUGAUACGUGGGGAAAACAUGGAGCUUGGUCGUGAUUCUGACACAGGUGGUCAGGUCAAGUAUGUAGUAGAACUUGCGAGGGCACUUGGUUCAAUGCCGGGAGUUUACCGCGUUGAUCUCUUGACAAGACAAGUUUCAGCUCCUGGGGUAGAUUGGAGUUAUGGUGAACCUACCGAAAUGUUGUCUCCAAGAAAUUAUGAGGAUGCAUCGGAGGAGCUUGGAGAGAGUAGUGGCGCUUACAUUGUUCGCAUACCAUUUGGACCAAAGGAUAAAUACAUAGCAAAAGAGUUACUCUGGCCUUACAUUUCAGAGUUUGUUGAUGGUGCACUUACCCACAUAAAGCAGAUGUCCAAGGUACUUGGUGAGCACAUAGGUGGUGGAAUGCCUGUAUGGCCAGCUGCAAUCCAUGGUCAUUAUGCAGAUGCCGGGGAUUCUGCGGUUCUUCUAUCUGGCGCUUUAAAUGUGCCCAUGGUAUUUACUGGUCAUUCACUUGGACGAGAUAAGCUUGAACAGCUGCUGAAACAGGGGAGACUUUCUCGGGAAGAAAUUAAUGCAACAUAUAAAAUAUCACGGCGCAUAGAGGCUGAGGAGUUAUGCCUUGAUGCCUCAGAGACGGUUAUCACAAGCACUAAACAGGAAAUAGAAGAGCAAUGGCAGUUGUAUGAUGGAUUUGAUCUAGUACUGGAACGCAAACUCAGAGCUAGAAUGAGACGUGGUGUGAGUUGUCUUGGAAGAUUUAUGCCCCGCAUGGCUAGAAUUCCUCCUGGAAUGGAAUUUCACCAUAUUGCUCCAAAUGAUGCUGAUAUGGACACGGACAUUGAUGGACAUAAAGAUAGCAAUGCCAACCCAGAUCCACCCAUUUGGUCUGAGAUUAUGCGCUUUUUUUCAAAUGGACGGAAACCGAUGAUACUUGCCCUUGCCAGGCCAGAUCCGAAAAAGAACCUUACGACGUUAGUCAAGGCUUUUGGAGAGUGCCGCCCAUUGCGAGAACUUGCAAACUUGACUUUGAUUAUGGGAAACCGUGAUGAUAUUGAUGAGAUGUCCGCAACAAAUGCAUCUGUUUUGAUCUCAAUUCUGAAAUUGAUUGACCAGUAUGAUCUGUAUGGUCAAGUAGCAUAUCCCAAGCACCACAAGCAGUCUGAAGUUCCUGAUAUUUAUCGAUUAGCUGCCAAGACAAAGGGUGUAUUCAUUAAUCCUGCGUUUAUCGAACCAUUUGGACUGACUUUGAUUGAGGCCGCGGCUUAUGGUUUGCCUAUUGUUGCUACAAAGAAUGGAGGCCCUGUUGAUAUUAUAAGAGCACUAGAUAAUGGGCUUCUCAUUGAUCCUCACGAUCAGCAAUCGAUUGCUGAUGCACUAUUGAAGCUUGUUGCAGACAAACACCUAUGGACCAAGUGUAGACAAAAUGGGUUGAAGAACAUACACCUCUUUUCGUGGCCGGAGCACUGCAAGACGUACUUGUCUCGCAUUGCCAGUUGCAAACCAAGGCAACCAAAUUGGCAAAGAAUUGACGAAGGAUCUGAAAAAUCAGAAACAGAUUCUCCCGAUGACUCUUUAAGGGACAUCCAGGAUAUAUCUUUGAAUUUGAAGUUAUCACUGGAUACCGAGAAGUCUGACGGAGGCAACAUUGUUAAUGAUUCAUUGGAUACCGAAGAAGCUACAGGAAAUACAAAUAAAAGAUUAGAAAAUGUCGUCUCAAAACUGUCAAAGUCUAUGGAUAAAGCACAGACCGAUGUCGGUAAUCUUAAAUUUCCGGCAAUUAGGAGAAGGAAAUGUAUUUUUGUUAUUUCAUUGGAUUGUCAUACAUCGGAUCUUCUUCAAAUCGUUAAGACGAUCUUUUCUGCUGCUGGAGAACAAAGCGCAACAGGAUCCAUUGGAGUUAUACUUUCAACAUCAAUGACCUUAUCUGAUGUUAAUUCUCUCUUGGCUUCCGGAGGCUUGAAGCCUGCCGAUUUCGAUGCUUUCAUUUGUAAUAGUGGCAGUGAACUUUACUACCCAUCUAUGGUUUCCGAGGGUAAUUCUGCUGAAUCUCCCUUUGUGCAAGAUGAAGACUAUUAUUCACAUAUUGACUAUCGUUGGGGAGGAGAAGGUUUAUGGAAGACUUUGGUGAGAUGGGUUGCUUCCGUCAAUGAGAAAAAUGGAGACAAGGCUCCCCAGAUUGUUUGUGCAGACGAUGAUAGCUCAACAGCUCAUUGCUAUGCGUUUAAAGUGAACGACUACAGUUUGGCACCCUCUGCUAAAGAGAUUAGGAAGUGGUUGAGGAUUCAGGGUCUUCGUUGCCAUGCCAUAUAUUGCCAAAGUGGUAACAGGUUGAAUAUCAUUCCUGUAUUGGCUUCUAGAUCUCAAGCUCUCAGAUACCUAUACAUGCGUUGGGGCACCGACUUGUCAAGUUUUGUCGUCUUCAUUGGUGAAUCAGGAGAUACAGAUUACGAAGGCUUGCUGGGCGGAGUCCAUAAGACAAUCAUAAUCAAAGAGAUUUGUGCGGAUUCUAGUAAGCUACACGUAAACCAUACUUAUCCCUUGGAUCAUGUUAUACCAGUUGACUGCCCCAACUUAUUCCAUACCGAAGGACACAGCGUCGACAACAUAAGAGAAGUUUUAAGCAAGAUCGGUAUUUCGAAAGCGUAGAAGAUUUAGUCUUCAAGACACAAUAACAUUACUGAUACCAUGAUACGCGAUAAGACACCGCGGUUUUUUACUUAUAUAUACUCAAUUUAAUAUUGGCUGAUAAUUUCUGCUGGAAAGUUUAGCUGGAAAUUCAGUCACUCAAAUGUUUUUUCAACUUGUAUAUCUUUGUUUUGAUGCAUUAUUUUGUUAAUCCAUAUAGGCUGCCAACUGAAACAUUAUGGCAAUAAGAAGAAACUGGAGGAGUUUCUGUAAUAUGUACUAUCUAAUUCUUUUCAUGUCUUUUUCACAAAUACUUUCAUUUACGAUCUUGGUGAAUGAACAUUA